Molecule: messenger RNA, 1253 nt
Organism: Penaeus vannamei (Pacific white shrimp)
Lineage: Eukaryota; Metazoa; Arthropoda; Malacostraca; Decapoda; Penaeidae
Product: oplophorus-luciferin 2-monooxygenase non-catalytic subunit
Cellular component (GO): extracellular matrix
Molecular function (GO): protein binding
Source: RefSeq, a predicted model, not a curated record
CCUUAUCAUCUCGAAGCACAUAUCUAGGCCGCGUUGGCGCGACGUCAAGCCAUUUCCCGUUGCAGCGUCCCCGAAGCAACACCUGCACCAUGCGUCUCCUCGCCUAUUUGUCUCUUGGCUUAUUCAUACUCGGCGCUGGGGCCUCGAGCAGGGGGUCUUGGCCAUGUCCAGAGCCUGAGGAGAUUGCGCCUUGCAUUUGCAUCGCGGAAGAGACAGGGGAUAUAAACAUGGACUGUUCCGAAGUUCAGAGCGACGAGGAGCUGUCCCGCGCCUUCAGGGCGAAUUUCCCGUUCAGCGAUCUCAACAAAUUCACCAUGAUCAAGAGCCUUUCGGAAAACAAAAUCGGCGUCACGAGACUGAGCGCGGCGACCUUCGGCAACGUGUCGUUCACGAACAUCGCCAUCAGCCACACCACUCUGAACGCCGUCGAAGAUAUGGCCUUCAGCAAAUCCUUCGAAAUACUGGAGGUUCUGAUCGUCACCUACAGCGAGCUCACCUUCUUCCCGUUCGACAUCCUGAAGAACUGUCCCAAGCUGAGGGACCUGCGCGUGUUCAACAACCAGAUCACGCACAUGUCCAACAUCCACUCGGACAGCCUCGAGUACCUGCAGGUGUCGCACAACCCGGAGCUCCACUUCAACGACGACACCUUCCAGACGGCGCCCAACCUCAAGGACCUCCUGAUCAACACCGUCGACCUCCAGUACAUCGCCCCGGGCACGUUCGCGGCGCUGAAGAAUCUCGAGAUCCUGGACCUGAGCGACAACAAGAUCACCUCCUUGGUUCCCGACAGCCUCAGGUUCACCAGCCCCGUCGUCAGGGAAAUCAAGCUCCAGAACAAUCACAUAGAGACGCUCGAAAGAUCGUUUAUCUCGGGACUGUCCAACGGCACGUUCCUCUGGCUGCAACACAACAGACUGACGGAACUGCCUGAAAACGUGUGGAGAGAAGUGUUCGAUUCCGUGGCAUCCUCAGCGUCGACGGAUCUCUUUGUGCUUGACGACAACCCAAUACGUUGUGACUGUCAUAUCAAGUGGCUUGUUGGCUCUCCAACAUACUUGGAGAUCUUGGGAGAGAAAGCAAGUUGUGAUGAUGGAACACUUAUUAAUGAUUCAUCUCUCGGGAAUUUCAUCAUUCAACAUUGCCCUUGAUACGCCAGCGAGAGACUAGGGGACAGGAUGAGGACCAAAACCACCUUGCUAAUUGGCAAAGUUUGCAAUAAUGUGCAAUAAGAAAUAUACUAUUUGUUAAUU